Arachis ipaensis is the source of this 953-nucleotide messenger RNA. Its product is annotated as ribonuclease 1-like. Gene Ontology annotation, cellular component: extracellular region. The record is from RefSeq and is a predicted model, not a curated record. Lineage: Eukaryota; Viridiplantae; Streptophyta; Magnoliopsida; Fabales; Fabaceae. Gene Ontology annotation, molecular function: ribonuclease T2 activity; RNA binding. Gene Ontology annotation, biological process: RNA catabolic process.
UUGCACCUUCCCCACACACACUGCUUCCCAUUAAAAGGAAAUAGUUAAGACUAAAGAGAGAUGAAAAUGGCAAACAGCUCCAUUAUUCCCAUCAAGUUUUUGAUACUUGUAGCUCUUGCAAACAUUUGUGUUUCACAGGAUUUUGAUUUUUUCUACUUUGUACAACAGUGGCCAGGUUCAUCCUGUGACACAAAGCAAGGUUGCUGCUUUCCUCAGACAGGAAAACCAGCCUCCAAUUUCACCGUUCAUGGCCUUUGGCCUAAUUUCAACAAUGGAUCAUUUCCAUCCAAUUGCAAAUCUGUAGAAAACUCCUUCGACGAAUCCAAGAUGAGUGACAUAGUUCCAAGAGCAGAAACAAGUUGGGCAGCAUUCUCUUGUCCAAGCAAGAAGAAGACAAACAGCACAAACAGCGACAACAUGAAGCUCUGGAAACAUGAAUGGGACAAACAUGGCACUUGCUCCCACUCUGUUCUUGACCAACAUGCAUACUUUGACUUCACUUUGAACCUCAAGGACCACAUUGACCUCCUUCAAAUCCUUCUAAAUAAUGGAAUCAAACCAGAUGGAAAGAACUACAGCGUUGAAAAGAUAAGACAAGUUAUAAAAGAAGCAACAGGGUUUGAAGCUGGCAUAAGCUGCAACACAGAUGCUUCUGGUAAUGUCCAGCUUAAUGAGAUAGUUCUUUGUGUUGAUAAAUCAGCAGCCUCCAGAAGCUUCAUUGAAUGUCCAAUACUACCAGAUGCAAAUUGUCCAGACAAUGUUGAGUUCCCCAUUUUCUAGUUUAAGGAUUCACUUCAGGAAUUCUGUUCUAUUCUUCUUGUUUGUUAUUGUCAAUUGUUAAUACGAAUAAAUUUUUUUAUUUAUUUAGAAAUCAUGAAAAUAAGUGAAGUCUUUUAAUUAUUUUUCUUAAAAUGAUGUGCUCUAUUAUUCUCAUUUUUUUCAUCUCCUCUAGG